GAAGCCGGAAGAACGCAGCAUCAGUACCUAUUAUAUGCUUUGAGCAAGAACAUAUCGGACGUUGUUCGUAGUUCAUACCAAGUAGAGUUUCGUGCUUGCUCACAGAUAGUCAUUCAGUCAGUCCUUAAUUUAAAAAAGUUUCUUCUCUAGUGUUUCAAUAUAAUGAAAAUACUAUUGGUUUUUAUUUUUGGAAGUUCAGUAUUUCACAGUGAGACCGCGAUCCACGAUAGAGAUGAUCGUAUUCCUACGAAAAUAUUAAAACAUUAUUGGCCAGUGAUUAAUUGUUUACUUGGAAGAGAGUCUUGUACUCCAGUGUCAGAGUUUCUUGCUGUUGCCCUGCCAGAUUUCUUGCGGAAUCAAUUAGACAACUACGAUUACAAAGAUAAAGUGUUAUUAAAGACCCAUUCUCGAAACAUAAGGAAGUAUUUUCCUCACGAAUGGGAGCUCAUUGAAAAAAAAUUUCACAAACGUUCAAAAUAUAAUCUUUCGGUAAAUUCAAUCAGUUCGGCUGAUUACAAGAUCGAUUAUUUGAGAAAAGAGCAGGGGGAAAAAAACGACGAGUUCAGCCGAUUAGCUGCCGAAAGUUUUGUGAGCAACAAUUUUACAAAUAUGGUAAAGUUAUAUAAAGACUUGAUUACCGAUUUAGUAGUCUACGGCGAUUGUUUGAUAUGCAACAAAAAUUCCCUGAAAUGGCUCAAUGACAUCAAAAACUACCUGCAGACAAACUAUCCAAGAGAACUACGGGAAAUAGUUAUGAAAAAUAAAAAUAGAUAAAUAGUUAAAUUGUUAGCUAAUUUAGUUCUUUUAUUUAUUCCAA
Molecule: messenger RNA, 817 nt
Organism: Cotesia glomerata
Lineage: Eukaryota; Metazoa; Arthropoda; Insecta; Hymenoptera; Braconidae
Exons: 3
Coding region: 163-774 (203 amino acids)
Source: RefSeq, a predicted model, not a curated record